Messenger RNA from Drosophila navojoa, 583 nucleotides. RefSeq names its product QVR superfamily protein rtv (gene rtv). The record is from RefSeq and is a predicted model, not a curated record. Gene Ontology annotation, biological process: positive regulation of voltage-gated potassium channel activity; regulation of synaptic transmission, cholinergic; sleep. NCBI's taxonomy places the organism in Eukaryota, Metazoa, Arthropoda, Insecta, Diptera, Drosophilidae.
CGUUCAGAAACAACAACAACAACAACAACAAAUAUACAACAGUAACUUACUCUCACUAUUUUGAACGACUUGAAGGCAAUUCGAAUACUCAUUAAGCUUAAGUUAUUUUUCCAAAAUGCAAUCGUCUGUGUUCAUACUAACUGUGAUAUUUGCUAUAAUCACCAGCAAUGCUCCACAAAUCGACGCUCUUCUGCGUCGAUGCUAUCAGUGUCGCUCCCGUGGUGAGCUGGGCAGCUGCAAGGAUCCGUUCACAUUCAAUGCGACAGACGUGGACAACGAGCCUGGUCUCUCGGCUAUACCCUGUGCCAGCGGCUGGUGCGGCAAGGUGAUUGAGGGCGGUGGACCCUAUGCUUUAGAUGACUACGAUCUGGCCAUACAGCGCAUGUGCGUGCAGCGCGGACCGGAUGACAAUAUGGAUCGCUGUGCAGAUACCAUCUACAACUAUAAGAAGGUUUACAUGUGCUUCUGCCAGGGCGACUUGUGCAAUGGCGCCGUUGGCCCUUGGCGUCAGCAUCAUCUGCUGCUGCUUCUGACCCCGGCCUCCAUAGUGCUCAGCAUGAUUAUUAACACAAUGUUUAUGUAA